AUGGCGGCGGCGGCAGGGCGGGCUCGGCGGAGCGCCCGGCUGAGCGCGGCGGCGCUGCUGGCGCUGCCGGCCCUGGCGCUGCUGGCGCUGCCGCCCGGCCGCGGUGGCGGCGGUGGUGGCGGUGUCGGCGGUGUUGGUGGCGAGGCGCAGCCGGGCUCCGCGCCGCCGCUCCUGCUGCCGCCGGGCUUGCGGGAGGAGCUGCGGCAGAGGCGGCGCGACCUGCGGCGGCUGGAGGCGGCGGCGGGCGGCGGCGGGGAGGCGGCCGCGGGUGGGCUGGGCUGCGGCGACCUGAGCCGGGCGACGGCCGUGAGCAUCCUGGGCUGGGGCUUCACCAAGGUGGUGGCUCGGGCGGUGCUGGAGGGCGGCGGCGCCGUCGCCCUCAAGUCGGUGCACGGGGCGGGCCGGGAGGUGCGGCGGUGCGUGCAGCGGUACGGGGCACCCGCCGGCUGCCGCCGCCUGGCCGCCUACAAGGUGCUCAAGGAGGUGACGCUGCUGCAGCGCCUGCAGCACCCCGGCAUCGUACAGCUGCACGGCCAGUGCUAUGAGAACAGCGGAGAUGCUGAGCUGCGGGUCACAGCCAUGCUGGAGCUGGGAUCCCCCCUGGAGAUGAUUCAGCUCCUGCAGACCCCCUGGGAGGAAAGAUUUAAAAUUUGCCUCAGUCUUGUGAAACUGCUCUUUUACUUGGCACAUUCCCCCCUGGGUUCAAUAGUCCUCUUGGAUUUCCAGCCGAGGCAGUUUGUUAUGGUGGAUGGAAACCUAAAAGUGACAGACAUGGAUGAUGCCAGCACUGAGGAGCUGUCAUGCAAGGAAGAUGUUGACUGCACACUUGACUUCCCUACCAAAAGCUUCCCUCUCAAAUGCUCUGCAGUUGGGAAAUGCGAAGGAAUAAAUGAAAAGAAGAAUCUUUUCAAUGCAUAUCGGUAUUUUUUCACCUAUCUUUUGCCACAUUCUGCACCACCAGCUUUGCGGCCCCUUUUGAGUGAUAUUCUGAAUGCAACAGGUGAUUUACGAUACGGUAUAAAUGAAACCAUGAGAGCUUUUGAAAAGGUUUUACAUCUGUACAAGUCUGGGCUCUAUCUGCAGAAAAGACCUCUUCUUUUAAAAGACUACAUCCCCCUAAAGGGUUUCCGAACAGUGGAAGGAGAAGACUACAAGUGCUGGCCCUCCUACAGCCACCUGGGAUGUCUGCUGUCCAUUCACAGCGCCGAGGAAGCUGCUGCAAUUUGUAACUCCCAGUCACAGUGUCAGAGUUUUAUCAUCACCCAGCAGAGGACGUGGACAGGACGCCCACUCGCCUCAUUUCAGAGUAGCUGGACUGAUUUAAUACCAGAUACUAAUGCUGUAGUCUAUAUUAAACGUUCGGCUUCCUCAGGGGAAAGACUUUAAAGACAAUGAGAUCACAUAAAAUGAUCCUGGGAGGAACAAACCGCUGGGGAGAGUUUCAUCUGCUGGAAAGAAUGACAUAUUUUAUUUUGCUUUGGGAUGGGAUCUCCCUGCCAGCUCAGAUAGAGUCAAAUGCUGCUGUCUCCUUGAUCAAAGCUCAGAUUUCUCAUUGCUGCUCCGCUAGCUUAUUUUCUGUUCCCACACUGCUGUUCCACAUAAAUGGUCCCAGUUUUAGUCAAAUGCCACUAGACUGUGCAAUACUUAGCUUUGCUGCUUUGGCCAGCUUGUCAGUCAAGAAAUAGAAAUAGCUGCAAGGGAUCCAGCUUGGGUAGGCUUUGUUAUUUCAGUCACCUCCAAAAACCACUUUCCAGAAGGUAGUGGCUCUUUCUGCAGCUACCAAUUGGGAUUUCAUACCACUGCAAAUGUAAAGGAUGGGAUUUCAGUGAGGGGGCCAAGGGUGCAGGGUGGGGAUCCUUACCUGGAGGUUGAUGAUGGGGGUGGUCUUCCAAGGAGGGUCCUGUUUCAGUUCCUUCCAGUGUAGGGGAGGGAAGUGGUGUAUAGGUCAACUCUGGAUCCAGGAUUUGGGUUUGAUCCUAUGUGAUUUCUAAUACCAGCUCCCAUGUAUCAACCUUGAAGGUUUUUCUCUGUUACUUUCCAUGAAAGAGCAAGACAUUCAAAUUAUUUAUGUGUAAGGUGUGACUUUGUAUGAUAAAGAAUGACUUUAUUCUAAA
Molecule: messenger RNA, 2114 nt
Organism: Pseudopipra pipra
Lineage: Eukaryota; Metazoa; Chordata; Aves; Passeriformes; Pipridae
Product: extracellular tyrosine-protein kinase PKDCC-like
Exons: 7
Coding region: 1-1386 (461 amino acids)
Biological process (GO): peptidyl-tyrosine phosphorylation; skeletal system development
Cellular component (GO): extracellular region
Molecular function (GO): ATP binding; non-membrane spanning protein tyrosine kinase activity
Source: RefSeq, a predicted model, not a curated record